Messenger RNA from Cryptomeria japonica (Japanese cedar), 1374 nucleotides. RefSeq lists its product as uncharacterized. The transcript has 2 exons. The record is from RefSeq and is a predicted model, not a curated record. The coding region runs from base 517 to 855 and encodes 112 amino acids. NCBI's taxonomy places the organism in Eukaryota, Viridiplantae, Streptophyta, Pinopsida, Cupressales, Cupressaceae.
UACACAAUUACUAUUUAAUUCCACCCGAGUUGAGAUAAUAUUUGUAAGUUUUUUAAAUACAUAAAUUGAUGAAGUUGGUGGAAAAAGUUUUGAAGUACGUUUCACGGAACAAAAAGUUGAAUUUGUCUGAGGAAGAAGAAAAGCAUAAAAGAAUAACUUAAAUGAAGGAUAACCUCAAGAACAUUCCCAAAAAGAAAAGGAAAAGUGAAAUUUUUAUGACUAAGAAAAUUAUAAGUGAAAUUUGUAUGACUAAGAAAGGAAUAAUUCUAAGACGAGGAACCAUGAAAAUGUGAAGUAUUAGAAUAAUGAAAGUAAAAGCGAUUAGAAUAACUUCGGGCAUUGGACAUCUGUGAAAUCUUCCUAACGAGUUCUAUCUGCAUUCUCAUAAAUUUACAUUUCUCCCUUGUGUUCUCACAUUCAUUACAGUUAAGGCCAUUUUUUAGGGUUUAAAUUGAUCGAGAUCCAAAUAAAAUAGCAUAAGCUUUGGUUGGUGUUGUAGUAGUAAAUUUUGAUGAGAUGACCAGAAAAGAGAUAAACAAGGAGGUUUCUGCUGUCCUUAGCAUCAAAAAGGACUUUGAAUGGCUGAACAGGAAGCUCAAGAAUAUAAGAGACUAUCUAAGAGAUGCAGAUGUUGCAGAGAUUUCUGGUGAUGCAGAAGGUAAAGAUACUAAUGAUGAAAUCCACCAGUCCUCUCGUGCCUGUGCUUUCAGCUGUUCUCAAUUAACUCUUCGCUAUAAAAUGGGACGAAAGAUUAUUCAUGUCAAACAUAGAAUGAGGUCUUUUAUGGAAGCUGCAGAUCUGACUCAUUCAUAUCACAUCUUAUCGUUAUCAAGAAGUGAGUGUGGUGUUAGAUAGAGAUUGUGCUCCGAGAGAAGAUCCAGCUAUUGCCUUAUUCAAUCAGUUGGGAAUAGAACAAGCGCUUCAUACACUAAAAUGUAAAUUAGACCUCCUAAAAGAAAAUAAACUAAAUCAGGUGGAUUGUGGUGAGUUUUGUUGGUGCAGCUGCCAUUGCUAAUGUACCAGGCUUUUAUUUUCAUUUAUAGCACCUAAAUUGUCCACUUUAGGCCUCCUAAAAGAAGAUGCACUAAAUCAGGUGGAUUGUGGUGAGUUUUAUUGGUGCAGCUGCCUUUGCAAAUGUACCAGGCUUUUAUUUUCGUUUAUAGCUCAGUUAGGUGUCCUUUACAUGGAAUACACAGUAGCCCUAUAUUUGUAAAUUCAAAAACAGAUCGCCCCAUAUCUGAACUGUAAAAAAAUCCAUUUCAAUUCAUUUCCAUUUCCCUACUUGAUCUACUACAUCAAUUGCCACUCAAAUGCCUGAGCAACACACAGGCCUCAUUAGCAAAGGCAAAUUUGGUGGUUUGAAAUGUAAUUACA